GGGCCGCGGCGGGCGCCGCCGCUUCGUGCUGGGCUGCGUGGUGGCUCCUCCGCAGCCAGAGCCAGCCGGAGCCGGUCCCCGGGCGAACCCUGCCGAAGGAACCAGUAGAAGAGACUCUGCUGGAAAAAUAUGGAUUCCCUGAAGCUGGAACAGAGACCAGAGUUUACACAAAUCAUGCACUGUCUUAUGACCAGGCAAAACGGGUGCCUAGAUGGGUGAUUGAACAUAUUUCAAAACAGAAGACACUGGGCAACGCAGACCGAAGGCACUGUAAAUUCAGACCAGAUCCUAACAUCCCUCUAAUGUUUAGUGCUGUCAAUGAAGACUACCUUGGGAGCGGAUGGUCACGAGGACACAUGGCACCAGCAGGAGACAACAAAUUUUCAACAACAGCCAUGGCCGAAACGUUUUACCUGUCUAACAUCGUGCCUCAGAAUUAUGAAAAUAAUGCUGGAUUUUGGAACAGAAUGGAAAUGUAUUGUCGGGAAUUGACCGAGAGAUUUGAGGAUGUUUGGGUAGUUUCUGGACCUUUGACCUUGCCUCAAACAAGUGAUGAUGGAAAGAAGAGUGUUACGUAUCAGGUCAUCGGGAAGGAUGAUGUAGCUGUACCAUCCCACCUCUACAAGGUGAUCCUCGCCAGACGGAGCAGAACAUCUCCAGAGCCCUUGGUACUGGGGGCUUUCGUGGUGCCGAACGAUCCCAUAGGCUUCAAUCACCAGCUGACUGAGUUCCAAGUAAAUGUUGAAGAUCUGGAAAAAAUGUCAGGCUUAGUUUUCUUCCCCCAGGUGAACAAAACCAAAGAUGUUAAAAAUAUCUGCGAGGUGGAUACCUGCAAGCUGAUAGGCUUCAAGGAGUUCACGUUGUACAUCACUGCUCGAAAGGUGCAGAGCGCCCGCACGUUGCACCGCUUGGAGAAAGCCAUGUCAGAGUUACGGGAGGCAGGGAUUGAGCCUGAUGAGUAUCUGCUAAAGCUUCACAAGAAGAAGGAAGAAGAACUCCUGCAGGAAAAAAAAGUGGCAGCUAGAGAAGGGAAAGCUGGCUGAGUGCUUGUUCGGGCAGGUAUUUGGGGUUUUGUAUUUUGAAAGGGGACCUGAAGGCAAACACAAAGACGAGGGCUCUAUGAAUGAUCCUUUUUUGAACUGUGAAAACAAUAAAGAAACAUUUGAAAGCUGA
Molecule: messenger RNA, 1173 nt
Organism: Calidris pugnax (ruff)
Lineage: Eukaryota; Metazoa; Chordata; Aves; Charadriiformes; Scolopacidae
Gene: EXOG
Product: endo/exonuclease (5'-3'), endonuclease G-like
Exons: 6
Coding region: 303-1043 (246 amino acids)
Biological process (GO): apoptotic DNA fragmentation
Cellular component (GO): mitochondrial inner membrane; nucleus
Molecular function (GO): single-stranded DNA endonuclease activity; RNA endonuclease activity; metal ion binding
Source: RefSeq, a predicted model, not a curated record